Messenger RNA from Lathyrus sativus (Indian pea), 1338 nucleotides. The record is from the annotation of a GenBank genome assembly. Lineage: Eukaryota; Viridiplantae; Streptophyta; Magnoliopsida; Fabales; Fabaceae.
AUGCUUCCCCAGAAUAAUCGAUACACUGUUCCGACGCUAUUCUUCCUCGCAUUGUUCCUUCUCUCUAUCUUUUUCUACUCAUUCUUUUUCUUCAACAGAAUCACUCUUCAAACACCUCUCUCUUAUCCUUCAGAUCUCUAUAUCCAAGUCAAACCUUCUCUUCUCUCUCCUCCUCCACCUCCGCCGCAAUUCUCCUCCAUCACUUCCACUGUCGGUGCCAGUGUCGCUGAUCACGAAUCUGUUGAUGUUACUGAUUCCGAGAAUGCCGAUGAUGCAGGUGUAGGAUUGAAGGGAUGCGAUUUGUACACGGGAACAUGGGUGGAGGAUGAAAAUUAUCCGAUAUAUGAACCAGGUUCUUGCCCUUACGUCGAUGAGGCUUAUGAUUGCAAAAACAAUGGAAGGAAUGAUACUCAUUAUACUCAAUGGCGGUGGAAACCUUAUGGUUGUGAUCUUCCAAGGUUUAGUGCCAAGGACUUUUUGUCAAGACUGAGAGGUAAAAACCUAAUGCUGGUAGGAGAUUCUAUGAACCGGAACCAAUUCGAGUCCAUUCUGUGCAUACUUCGUGAAGGCCUGCACAAUAAGAGCAAAAUGUAUGAGAUACAUGGUCAUAACAUAACAAAAGGAAGAGGCUACUUUAUUUUCAAAUUUGAGGACUAUGAUUGUACAGUGUCAUUUGUGAGAUCUCAUUUCCUUGUGAGGGAGGGAGUUCGCUUGAAUGCGCAAGGGAGUUCAAAUCCUACAUUAUCAAUAGAUCGAAUUGACAAGACAUCUAACCGUUGGAAGAGGGCUGACAUUCUCGUCUUCAACACCGGGCACUGGUGGGCUCAUGGCAAAACUGCUCGAGGAAUAAAUUAUUAUAAAGAAGGUGAUUAUCUAUAUCCAAAAUUUGAUCAAGUUGAGGCAUACAGAAAGGCUAUAGCGACGUGGGGAAAAUGGAUCGACAAUAAUAUCAAUCCAGAAAAGCAGACUGUUUACUAUCGUGGAUAUUCUUCUGCUCAUUUCAGGGGUGGAGACUGGGACUCAGGUGGAUCAUGCAAUGGUGAAACCGAACCGGUUUUGAGUGGUUCCAUCUUGAAUAACUAUCCAUUGAAAAUGAAGAUAGUGGAAGAAGUGAUUCAGAGAAUGAAGAUUCCAGUAAAGUUAUUAAAUGUCACAAGGCUGACUAAUUUCCGCAAGGAUGGCCACCCAUCUGUCUAUAGCAAGAGCUUAGUGGAUGGAAAGAAAGUCUCCAUGAGGCGGCAAGACUGCAGUCAUUGGUGUCUUCCCGGGGUCCCUGAUGCAUGGAAUGAACUAAUUUAUGCCACUUUGGUUUUACAGCAAACAAAUUCAAGGAAUUGA